AUGAUCAAAGUCAGCAAAAUCAUGAAUCAGACGAAUGCAGAACUGCUUCUCACCAAAUUCUGCACUGCUACUGCGUGGUGGAGCUCACCGAAACUGGUAGGAGAUGAGCGUGAGACAGGGAGCCUUUUAAAUGAGCAAGCCGGGAAGAGCCACUGUCUUCAGCAAGCAGUGGAGAAGGGGCGCAAUGAGGGCUUUGGGCAGGACGUGCUUUCUGCCGGCCAACGCUUCUCAGCCACGCAGCCCUACCGCUUGUGCUCGUCAGCUUCAGCUCUCGGCUUGUCUCUCUUAUCUCGGUAUCUCUCCCGAGAGGUGUGCCUCCCUUUCGAGGCGUGUUUGUUCCUCCAUACAUAUGUGCCAAUGUGGGAGCAGAAGAAGGGCCAGAACGGGCGUCCUGAUGAGCCGUGGCACUCGGCAGUGAAGUCUCCUGAGCACAAAGGUGCCUGGCAGCUCAUGCCCGUGGCAAACAGCGUGUCUAUGGGAAGGUGUCACCACCAAUGCUGUGUGCCUAUUGCUCACUGUGACCGCUACCAUGAAUACCAUACCCACAACACCGGGGGCGCCGGCGGCUACGGGCGGCACCUGCUGGGCUCCGCCGCCGCCCCGCUCGGUGACCGCCUCCUGCGCGGCGCCACCGCCGAGCGCCCGGCCGGGCCGGAGCUCCCCGCGAUGCCGGAGGCCAACGGCAUGCUGCGGGGCUGCGAGCCGGGCAAGGGGGGAGCCGGAGCCAUCGCUGCCGCCAUCAACAUCAACGCCUCGACCUCCAAGUUCCUAAUGAAUGUUAUAACAAUUGAAGACUAUAAGAGCACAUAUUGGCCAAAGUUGGACAGUGCCAUAGAUCAGCUUUUAACUCAGAGUCCUGGUGACUACAUCCCUAUCUCCUAUGAACAAAUAUACAGUUGUGUGUAUAAGUGUGUAUGCCAGCAGCAUUCGGAACAGAUGUAUAGUGACCUAAUAAAAAAGAUAACUAACCACUUAGAGAGAGUCUCAAAGGAGCUGCAGGCCAGCCCUCCAGAUCUCUAUAUUGAAAGAUUUAACAUAGCUCUUGGACAGUAUAUGGGAGCAUUGCAGAGCAUUGUGCCUCUUUUCAUAUAUAUGAAUAAAUUUUACAUAGAAACCAAGCUUAACAGAGACUUAAAAGAUGACCUUAUAAAGCUGUUUACGGAACAUGUUGCAGAAAAGCACAUUUACAACCUAAUGCCUUUACUUUUGGAAGCUCAGUCAACGCCGUUUCAAAUAACUCCUUCAACCAUGGCAAAUAUUGUGAAAGGCCUGUAUACACUACGACCAGAAUGGGUACAGAUGGCACCAGCUUUAUUUUCUAAAUUCAUCCCAAAUAUUCUGCCCCCUGCUGUGGAAUCUGAGCUUCAGGAAUAUGCUGCUCAAGACCAGAAACUUCAAAGAGAGCUUAUGCAGAAUGGAUUUGCUAGAGGUGACCAGUCACGCAAGAGAGCUGGAGAAGAGUUAACUUACAAUGGCUCGUCAGCUUGUGCAAGCUCCAGGGGGUACAGAUAGUGAACAUACUGGAUCAGCUUCUAUUCCUAGCCAGAACAGACACUGGAGGAGCACAGGUGGUAUCCGGAGCCUCCUUUGGCAACUGCUGAUGCUCGAGCUCUGACACGAACUAUGCCUCAAAAGAAGAGUUUUGGACUUUCUUCUUGAUAUAAUAAAAUGUCAGUUGCUGCUACGAUUGGGAUGACUUUGAAAGACAUGAUUCCUUGGUCUGGCCUCUCAACAAGUUCAUGUUCUGCGAUUUUUGUGAGGAAUGCACCUUGAAAAACAAUCCUUUCAAAGUGGAAAUGGGCAGCCAAAAUCAGCAGCUUCCAAAAGCGUUAGAAUGGAAGAAUCUUUUUUGCACUCUUUUCUUAAUAUUAAGGACAUUCUUAAAACUAGUUAACACGUCAGUGUAUUAGUUUUUAAACAAGGUAUUUUCUGGAGCUUUUACUUAAAUAAUAAGAAUAAAGUUUCAUUAUUUUGCA
Charadrius vociferus (killdeer) is the source of this 1976-nucleotide messenger RNA. It is a transcript of the gene CACUL1, whose product is annotated as CDK2-associated, cullin domain 1. NCBI's taxonomy places the organism in Eukaryota, Metazoa, Chordata, Aves, Charadriiformes, Charadriidae. The transcript has 12 exons. The record is from RefSeq and is a predicted model, not a curated record. Gene Ontology annotation, biological process: ubiquitin-dependent protein catabolic process. The coding region runs from base 1 to 1512 and encodes 503 amino acids. Gene Ontology annotation, molecular function: ubiquitin protein ligase binding.